Molecule: messenger RNA, 730 nt
Organism: Suillus subaureus
Lineage: Eukaryota; Fungi; Basidiomycota; Agaricomycetes; Boletales; Suillaceae
Exons: 3
Coding region: 87-449 (120 amino acids)
Source: RefSeq, a predicted model, not a curated record
ACCUUCUGCACCAAAACCUCGUCUGAUCAUCACCACGGCAGCACGCCUUAGCUCGCUGCUUCAAGUGGAGAAUCAUAUCAUUCCAAAUGCAGACAUUCAGCGUGAUGACCUACAAGAUGAAUUUUGUUGAUGUCGACGGCCGGAAUCCGGAGAAAUGGUCCAAUGCAGCUUUGAUGGCUGCAAGCAAUGGAUACAGUUUCAUUUUGAAUGUGUUGGUUCGCUUGGUGCUCCUGAGGCAGAUUGCUUCUGCAGUGUCAUGUGCAACAGUGGCACCAGCUCUCAGAAGAAGACGAAAUGAUUUUUUUAAAUCUAAAAGUCAUAUAUGUUCGUCUGUACGAUGCCUCAGAUGUUCGGCAAUACAUGUUCGCCGCUCGUCCGGUAUAAGGUGGCCUCAUGUACACUUUUUCCCGAGCAGAAUUCUCGUGCUACGUGUCCUUCCAAUAUCUUAAGUACAAAAUAUCCACUUAUCUGAUCAAUUCGCUCUUCAUCCCAGUUCUUGAGUUGCUCGUCAUCUGCUAUUAGUAGACCAUGUUGACAAUCCCCAAUGUUACUUGGUUGGACCUACUAUGUCUUACUGGUGUCGGAAUCUAUCUGGUAAAGCAGGUGAACGUCAAGAAGAAUCCUGCACCAUAUCCACCUGGUCCCCGGGGAUGGCCUCUCAUUGACAAUAUUUUAGAUAUGCCUCGCAUCAAGCCCUGGCUCACAUUUACUGAGUGGGGUCAGAAGUAUG